AUGCUGGUCAUCGUCGUAUACCUGGCAUUCCUCCUCUCGAUCUAUGUUGACAUGAACACCAAGUCUACAUCUUCGUUUGCAGAGUGGGCAAUCUAUGCCUCUGGCAUCGCAUGCAAUAUCAGCUGGGUGCUGGUGGCAGCGGCUGCGAACAAGUUUACUCUUGCCGGGUCCUAUGGGUGGACUGAUGCUUAUGGAGUUUCAGGAACCCCGCAGGCUGCAGUGAUUGUGGUUGGUAUCCUUGCAGCUGUGGCGGUUAUGGUGGCUACCCUCCGUUGCGAUUUUGGGCUUUCACUGGGCUUUACCGGCAGCAAACCCUGUCGGAUGCCAGCUUUCCUCCUCAGGCCAUGA
Messenger RNA from Symbiodinium necroappetens, 348 nucleotides. NCBI's taxonomy places the organism in Eukaryota, Dinophyceae, Suessiales, Symbiodiniaceae. The record is from the annotation of a GenBank genome assembly.